Messenger RNA from Aphanomyces invadans, 993 nucleotides. RefSeq lists its product as hypothetical. NCBI's taxonomy places the organism in Eukaryota, Oomycota, Saprolegniomycetes, Saprolegniales, Verrucalvaceae. The coding region runs from base 1 to 993 and encodes 330 amino acids. The record is from RefSeq and is a predicted model, not a curated record. The transcript is spliced from 2 exons.
AUGUGCAGCAAGGCGCCUCGAGGCAUUCCGCAUCCUCAAUCAGAGUAUGCCAAACGCAUCAACAGAUUCGCCGCUGCAAGUCCGAUAUCGGCUAUAGCUCAGAAGAACCUUGUUGCCCUCACCUGGAAGAGUGGCCUCGAUUUGGUCCACGACCCAUUGCCUGAUCUCAACCUUGUCACGAUUGGCCCGAAUGGCGUUCGAAUCUACGAUGGUAUCACGGGCCGGGACCAGUACGUCGUGAAAGGCACAACAGUGCUUCAGGGUACCGUCUCCGACCUGCUGGGCCAGCUGCAAUUCCAAGCGGCGUCGUCCCACGAAUGCCGGCGCAGCUUUUACAAGCUAUUCUUGCGCACGUUUAGUCAUAGCAUCAACUUCCCCCAAGAAGGAGCCUCUGUCGACGCAAACGGAUUCCAAGUGCACUGGUUGGCUCUUCGUGGAGAUGGCGUUCACUCCACUCCGUUCGACAUGGUGAUUGCAUCGUACACCCAACAAUAUGUGUGGGAUCACUCGGAAUGGCGACCAUGGACUCCUCACGAUGGCAGCCAAAGAGCGCAAGAUGCCGGAACCCACGUGUGGGAAUCGAUCGACACCCGAAUGAUGCCACCGUUUCACGAUGCCACCACCACAACUGGUUGCUCUCGCCUGCACAUCCACCGCAGCGGGUUCGUCGUCGAAAAGUGCGUCGACUUGGCCAACUAUUGCGAAGUGUCGUUCAUCUUGCGAUUCAACGAGCACGGGCUCUCUCGUCCGUGGCUCUAUGAGCUGGUCGGUGGCUUUCCCCGUUACUUUCGCCGCGACUUGUUUUCCGACUCUACCGUCGCCGCCACCACUGUCGGCUGUGUGGCCAUGCGACCUGUUCCAACUGCUCACACAAUGUCGAGAUCGACGUUGCCUCGAACGUCGAAGCCUCAAUUGUUGGGCGCGUCCCAAUCCUCGUGUGUCACAAGUGCAGUGUGCACUACCGAGCGAGUCGGCAAGACCACCGUGCCAUAA